CACACUUGAGUUAGUUUAAAGAACGGUCGUUGUGAACCAAACGGUCUUGUGGACUAUUUGGUCAAUGCUUUCGACGGUCAGUAAAUGUCACUAUAUCGAAGUCUAGGUUUUAGUUGAGGGGAAAUGAGUUUUGUUCGCAACAAGAAGUUAUGUUCCUGUUGUUGGUUUGCUACGGAAGCUACACAUAUUCCUUGUAAUUCCACUCUGAAGACUUUUAAUAUCAUAUCAAGGACCGAACGGGAUGAAUACCAGAUAAAUAAUGCAUCUCCAUUCCCCCAUCCACAUGGCAUAAUACAGUAAAAAGCCUACAUCCCAUGGUGCGAUCCCCGCAUAUGUUUGCGCGGGUUUGAGGCAUAUCCCAGCGGGAAGCAGAUCUUGGCAGAAGGUCUUAUCCGUUUGAAUGUAUAUAUCACGACUGAAAAUCGUGAGAGCUCCUGUACCUGCGUUUCUGUCAACUAGCAACCGGAUGCUUCUACGGUGUUUGUCUGAAAAUGGAGAUGGAAAUGACAAGCGCGACCACGAUGGCCAUGGAAGCAUCUUCAACGGCAUCAUCAGGAAUGGCAAUGUCAAUGGGAGGAGAUAGUGACUGUAAAGUCUCUGUGAGUUCCGCCCUACGAAAUCUCGACCACACUCCGAAGAUUAAAAUAUUCCAUGCCACUUUUCUUUCAUGGAUGAGCUAACAGAUGUUUCCCUCUCAGAUGCUUCUAAACUGGACCACAAUGAACGCCUGUUUCCUCACCUCCUCCUUCAAAAUCACCUCCAAGUUCACAUUCCUCCUCGCCUGCCUCUUCGCCUUCUUCCUCGUCCUUUCCCUCGAGUUCCUGCGGCGCUUACAAAGAACAUACGACCGAUACCUCCUCAACCGCUCCAAGGAGCCCUCAAAACCACUAGAAAUGGAAGAAAGGCUUCUGGGCAAAGACGAGAUACUAGAUACAUUGGUAGACGAACGGCCGCUUGUUGUCGUGGUGGAGCAGUUAAUAAGAGGAUUGUUGCAUGUUUCUCAGUUCGCGGUGAGUUAUUGUGUUAUGCUUUUGUAUAUGAGUAGCAAUGGUAUGGUUGUCUCCUUUGCUUCGAAAUGA
This is a messenger RNA of Hymenoscyphus albidus, 1079 nucleotides long. Lineage: Eukaryota; Fungi; Ascomycota; Leotiomycetes; Helotiales; Helotiaceae. The record is from the annotation of a GenBank genome assembly.